GGUGGCUUUGCAUUAGAAUGGCGGAUAUUACUAGACUUGCACAAUCAACCUGAUUCCUUCUACUCUUAAAACCAGAUGGCUCUUCUUUUUCCAGUACCCAUAGUUUCAUUUUCUUAAAUCUCUUUAUUUCUCAAAUAUAUUCCAAGAAUAGGAAUAAAGUUUCCACUUUCUAGUACAGUAGUUCAUCUUCUUUAAAAGCUCUGUUCUUUCUUGACAUUAUUGAACUAAAAUGGCCGUGCCUAUGGUUUCUUGUGGGAUGUAUACUAGUUUAAAAGUUAUAGAGAGACAACCCAUUUCAAGUCCAAGUUUCUUUAAUGGCUCUUUAGCUUUAAAUCCAGUUCAGAGACUGUACAUUACACCCAAGAGAUUAGCUUUAUCUGGAAGUACAAUUAUUCCAAAAGCAUCCGCUCCUACAGCUGUGGAGGAUGGAAGUGCACAAGAGACAAGUGCAGUUCCAACACCCAAAGUUAUAAUCGAUUUGGAUUCAGAUCCGGAUGCAACUAUCGUUGAGGUUACCUUUGGAGAUCGCCUUGGGGCACUUCUCGACACAAUGAAUGCACUAAAAAACCUCGGGCUGAAUGUUGUCAAGGGUAAUGUCUGUCUUGAUUCAUCUGGGAAGCAUAACAAAUUCGCCAUCACAAAAGCUUCUACGGGUAGAAAGGUCGAUGAUCCAGAGCUGCUUGAAGCAAUUCGUUUGACAAUAAUCAAUAAUAUGAUGGAAUACCACCCGGAAUCGAGCUCCAGAUUUGCUAUGGGGGAAGCUUUUGGUGCUUUUCAACCAUAUCAGAAGAUUGACGUGGAUAUAGCAACCCAUAUCCAUGUAUAUGACGAUGGCCCUGAAAGAAGCUUACUCUGUGUAGAGUCAGCAGACAGGCCUGGAUUGAUAGUUGAUCUUGUCAAGAUCAUUACUGACAUAAACGUUGACGUUAUAUCAGGAGAAUUCGAUACUGAGGGAUUGCUAGCUAAGGCAAAAUUUCAUGUCAGUUACAAGGGCAAAGUUCUGAUCAAGCCCCUUCAACAGGUUGUUGCGAAUAGCCUACGUUAUUUCUUGAGGAGACCAACAACAGAAGACGCAAGUUUUUAAUACAACGCCGAAUAAAAGAGAGAUCGUCAAUAGGGUUAACAGUGUACUUAAAAUUGUCAAGAAUGAAACUUGCUGGUUUCUGCAGUACUGAUCCAUUCCUAGGUCUAAACAGAGAAAAUAUGCAUGAAAUUCGGAAUCAUAGUUUCAAUACUGCUGUAACAUUAUAAAUCGCUACCAUUUAUACGAUAAUGAUAUGCGCUUUCAGAACAGGAAAAA
Molecule: messenger RNA, 1300 nt
Organism: Lycium barbarum (goji berry)
Lineage: Eukaryota; Viridiplantae; Streptophyta; Magnoliopsida; Solanales; Solanaceae
Product: ACT domain-containing protein DS12, chloroplastic-like
Exons: 10
Coding region: 230-1084 (284 amino acids)
Cellular component (GO): chloroplast thylakoid membrane; chloroplast stroma
Source: RefSeq, a predicted model, not a curated record